Entrophospora candida is the source of this 768-nucleotide messenger RNA. NCBI's taxonomy places the organism in Eukaryota, Fungi, Glomeromycota, Glomeromycetes, Entrophosporales, Entrophosporaceae. The record is from the annotation of a GenBank genome assembly.
AUGUCAUUUCCUCAACUGUUUAAAAAAUCUAAAUUAGCAUCAUAUGAUCCUGCAGUACCACAAGCUUACAAAACCUUUGGACAUUAUAAAAGUCGUGGAGACUGGGGAAUAAAACGUAGUUUACCAAGAGUUUCACAUUCUGAUAUGGUAGUUAUUGGUGCAAUAGAUACAACAGAACAUCAAACAAUAUUUCACAGCGUUCAAGCUGAAAAUAAAAGAGAUGAAUGGCUGACAAAAGAUCAAAAAUUCAAAGAUGAAUUUGGUAAAAAUCCCGUAGCUCAAGAUUACCUAAGGUUUCUAAAUCUAGAUUAUCAAAGUGAAAAAGAACCUAUCAAAGGAUUAACCUAUUCUCAUAAUAAUCCUGGUUCAAAUAUCAUAGUACAAGGACGUAUACUAAACAAAAGUUAUUAUGCAAUUAUUGCCGUUGGUGUUAGUGGUUUAGUGACACGUCUUCAUAAUUCUAAAAGCAUGCGGUUGACACAGAUUGAUCGUAAUAAAUUGGAAUCAUUUUACGUGGAAAAAGCAGAAUUUGAUAAAAAAGGAAUACCAAGAGUUAUUUUAACAAGAGUACCACCGCUCAACAUCAUAAGCAAUCUAAGUUUUUCAAGCGAUCCAUCAUCAUCUGAUUUGUCAUCAUUUUUAGGUUCUGAUAGAUCAAGCGUCAACGGUAGGAAAUAUUCUUCAGAAGAUAGACAAACACAGGAACAAAUUUUGGUUAAACUUCAAGAGAUAAUUAAAGAAUUUGAACCAACUAAAAAAAGACAAUAG